CCGCCGCGCGCUGCCGCAUACGCGCACCAGUCGCGCAUUUGGCGAGUCAAAAUCACUCUUGUUUGAAGGAAAGCGCAUGAGAGUAAACGUUAUUUAUUGUGCUCGUAAUACUCGCGUGCUCACGAGUAGUGGCGCAUUUUUGAAGGCGCAGUGCGCGUUUCUUGGAGACAGUCCCUUGGCGACAAGAGCGGCAAUCACGUCGGCUAUUGACAGAGAAGAGCAGGAGGAGGAAGUAGUGGGCAUGGCAGAGCGACUGGCUUCCCUGCCUGUCUUGGAUCUGGGAACCUCAACGGAUCUGGACAAAUGGCUCAUCUUCAGCAACCUUGACAAGACAUUUGUGUCGAAGCUGCGUCUGGCUUGUGUAUUUGGCAGCUCAGGCAACGAGGCCUUGAUGGUCACUCAGGACGAUGAUGUCUAUGCACUCGGCUCCAACUCAAGUGGCUGCCUAGGACUUGGAGACACACAUGGGAGCCUUGAACCCCGAAAAGUGGACGCCUUGUGUCGACGGGGUCUACAUGCAAUAGCCUAUGGCAGUGGCCCACAUGUCCUGGCUGUGACAGAAAGUGGAGACCUGCUCAGCUGGGGUCACAACGGCUACUGCCAGCUGGGCAACAACUGCAACACGCAGGGUCUUGUGCCUUCCUCCAUCUCAGCGGGCUUGUCUCAUCGUGUGGCCCAGGUGGCCUGCGGUUCGCAUCACUCGCUCGCCCUCACCACCAAUGGUGAUGUGUAUGCAUGGGGCCAGAACAACUGUGGCCAGGUGGGUUCAGGCUCAACCACCAACCAGCCUACACCCCGCAAAGUGAGCUCGGGUAUUGGUGGAAGACGUUGCAUCGGUGUAGCCUGUGGCCAAACUUCUUCCAUGGCCGUCAUGGAAAAUGGUGAGGUGUUUGGCUGGGGCUACAAUGGCAAUGGACAGCUUGGCCUUGGUAACAACGUCAACCAAACCAGUCCCUGUCGUGUCACUAACUUGCAGGGUGUUGUGAUUCAAAAGGUUGUUUGUGGUUAUGCCCACACCAUGGCCCUCUCUGACGAAGGUGUGCUCUACACUUGGGGUGCCAACUCCUAUGGUCAGCUAGGCACAGGCAACAAGGCAAAUCAAGUCAGUCCUUUCAAGAUGCCCACUGACAUUGGAAGGAUCGUGGAGAUAGCAGCAUCACAUUACAACCAUAUCUCAGCUGUGAUGACUCAGACAUCCCGUGUGUACAUGUGGGGACAGUGCAGGGGCCAGUCUGUAACCGUGCCAACUGAAACGCCUUUUCACUCUAUUCAUGAUGUAUUCGCCUGCUUCGCCUGCCCCACAGUCACUUGGAAACCAAUGGUCUUGGACAUUUGCAAUCCGAACACAGUUGCCAACAGUCUCAAGAUGGCCUUCAAUGACCCGAGCACCAGUGACCUCAAAAUCUGCGUGGAAGGACGUGUGAUUCACGUUCACAAGGCUAUACUCAAGAUCAGGUGCGAGCACUUUCAGUCCAUGUUCCAAGCACCUUGGGAUGAAGAUGAAAAAGAUACGGUGGAUGUGACCACAUUCCCCUAUGUGGUGUACAAAGCCUUCCUUCAGUACCUGUACACCGAUGAGGUGGACCUGCCUCCAGAGGAUGCCAUAGGCCUUCUGGAUCUUGCCAACUCUUACUGUGAGGCACAGCUCAAGCGACACUGUGAACGCAUCAUCAUGCAUGGUGUGCUCGUUGAGAAUGUUGCCAUGCUCUAUGCAGCUGCUAUAAAGUUCGAAGCCAAGGAUCUGGAAGAGUUCUGCUUCCGGUUUGCCAUGAACCAUCUCACUGCUGUGGUGCAGACGGAUGCAUUCCACAAGCUCGAGGAGUCUGCGGUGAAGAGCUUCAUUACAAAGGCUGCUGUAUAUGGAGCAUUCAAGUACUGACAAAGAAAGUGUUGAAAAUAUAAAUGUACGUGGCAGUGUCCAAAUACCACCAAUGCUGUGCAAGCCAUAGCGCAGCAGCACUCUGAAAGCAAUAUGCACGGGUGUUUUGGGGUAUUAUGUGUCUGUGAUAUUUUUUUAGCCUUGAUGUGUUUUAUCAAACCAGUCUUUUUUAAAAAAUAAAUGCAUUUUCACUCUG
Molecule: messenger RNA, 2075 nt
Organism: Dermacentor andersoni
Lineage: Eukaryota; Metazoa; Arthropoda; Arachnida; Ixodida; Ixodidae
Product: RCC1 and BTB domain-containing protein 1-like
Molecular function (GO): protein binding
Source: RefSeq, a predicted model, not a curated record